UUAAUUUGUUAAUCUCGCUGAAUGUACGCAUCUCUAAUAAACUUAGGUCAUGAAAAAUCUUCAUUUCAACAUCUGCUUCGAAUAGUGUUAUUUUCUCAUUUUUAUGUUUCACAGAACUCAAGGCAUCUCGAUAAGUAAGCCCUGUGCUUCAACGAGGUGUUUUUAUGAUUCGUCGGCAAGGCCUUGACAAUUUUACUGACUCAGCGGAAAAUCAACGCAACAUUAGUUUGUUAGGCCAAUUUGCAGCAGAGCGUUCGAGAUCCUUGUUGAUUAAACUGUAGAGGUUAAUCUCAUCAAGAUAUUAUUUGAGUUCUGUAUUGGUUUUACAGUGAUGGACUGCAUUAUGUAAAAAAUCACCUAGCUAACAAUAGCUGGAUGAAGUGACAAAGAUUCUUUGCACCAAGAGAACAGUUUUCGCUGUUUCGGACAAUGAGCAGCAAGCGAAACGGAGGUAUCGAGUUGAAAUCUGCUUUCACUAUGGGGUUCGGACGUAAAAAGGAGGUGUCUUUUGCGAGAUCGCGUUCAGCGACUGAAGAAGAACUAGAGGAAAAGAUUCUGCGUCCUUCCAGUCCUCACAUGCGUCGAAAAUCGAUGAUUCCACAUAGUGUGCCCGGUUACGUCAAAUACAGACAGAAGGGAAAUCAGCGCGCUAGACGCUUGCGGGCGGAUUUAUUUCAUUUUCUAGAAGGCUGCAGGACUUUCUAUAGUGCACUUUAUCAUGUUUUUGUGUUUCUUAUUAUACUGGCAAGCUUAGCGAUGGCAAUUAUGUUAUCAAUGAAUGAAUUCAAAGACUCAGCAAAAUAUCAGUUUGUCAUGUUGAAGAUUGAAUACGUUCUUCUUGGAAUCUUCUUUGUUGAAUAUUUGCUACGACUGUGGUCUUCUAGUGCUCACGGACAUUAUAGCAAUUUUUUAGGGAAAGUUAGAUACAUACUAACUCCACAUAUGAUUCUAGAUCUAUUAAUCAUGGUUUGCUCAGUCGGCUUGAUUUAUGGAAAACAUUUGGAUCUAGACCCCAAAACAGAGAAAUUAAUGCACAUGCUGCUUUUAUUGCGGAUAUUACGAGUCGAUAGACAAAAUAGAUCAUUUGCAAUGUUCAAGAAAGUAUUCCUGAAGCAUAGAAAGGAGCUGUUGACUUGUUGGUAUAUGAGUUUUAUCAUGAUAAUGUUUGUGGCAAUUUUGGUUUACGCGCUGGAGACAGACCCGAAAGAUGUCACUGUAAAUAACCUUUUCAAUGGAUUUUACUGGGGAGUUAUUUCACUUGCCUCGAUCGGAUACGGAGACAUAAGUCCAAACACAGCUAUUGCAAAGAUUCUAAUAUGCGUUAUUGCUGUGUUCGGAACAGCUUUCUUUGCCAUGCCUGCUGGUAUAAUUGGUUCUGGUUUCGCUUUGCAAGUUGCAGAGCAUCAAAAAGAGAAGCAUAUCAACAGAAAAAGACGUCCUGCCGCAGUUCUGAUUCAGAGUUUUUGGAGACGCUACGCAGGUGACCAUGAUCUUCAUGCAACUUGGUUGAGACAUAUGGUCGAUAGGGAGUCUCGAAGGAUCACAAAACAACGUAUAAUCAAGUCACAAGAUGUGCUACAAGGACAUAUCCCGUUAUCAGCCGUAACAGCUUCAAGCAAGCCCACAUCUGUGAAUGGCAGUCGAUCUCAGCCAGUUCAGCUGCAAAAACUGACUCUGUCUGAGAAAAAUGCCCUGCGAUUCAUUAGAAGAUUAAAGAUCAGAGCUGCAUUGAAAUUAUUUCGGCAAGCGCGGCGACCAUACGAUGAAAGGGAUAUUCUUGAUCAAUUUGCCGCUGGUCAGGUCGAGAUGUUUGCAAAAUUGAGGAUGAUGGGUUCAAGGGUUGAGAGGAUAUCUUUGACAGUCGAUCGACAAACAAAGAUAGUCGGUGAAUCCACUGGCAGAGUUAGUCAGCUAGAAGAGGAAGUGACAAAUUUGCGGGACAUUGUUGUAGAUACGAAGGACCUGCUAGAAAAACUGUACACUGUUCUUGCCCCGCCGAAUAUUCAGAAUCAAAAUACCGUUCCGGAAAACUGUUUUUUACAGAAGAAAACUGGAAAGAAUGAGCUAGCUGCUGAAGAGAAAAAGCUUCCUGUUUUGAAGAAAUCGUUAACUGAUGAUGAUUUAUUGACUUCCACUGAUGAAGAAAUUUUCGUAGAAGAACCAGAUGAAGAAUCGUUGUCAGAUGCGGAAAUGAUUGUUGAUCUACCUGGGGGUGCUGUAAACCAGCCCCCAAAAAGGAGGUUUAGUGCUGAUAAGUUGCGAAUCAUGGCAGAUAUGCACAAUACACGGCUGCUGAGCAUCGACUCUGCAAAGUCAACAAUACCAUCUGAUUGUGAAAGCAUCGAUUCAGCCCUGUAAGAAUGUUCCACAGUUCUUCACAGGGUUGUUUGAAGGUUAUGAUAAGGUGCCUUUUAGUCAAGGUUGUUGUCUACCCGGCUUGAAAGUAUGAAAAAGAAAAGCUGUCCUUUGGCAUACUUGUGUCAAUUUGAUGAAAUCUCGAGAGCCGAUUCAAAGAAACAUCUUACGAUAGAAUACAGGGUAUUUGAAACGGCACUUUCCCAUCAGUGAUCUGUGAAGUUUGGUCUCAUACAGACAGAAAUAUAAUAUUCUAAGAGACUUAUUGUCCCGCGUGAUGUUUGAAGGAAUCAUAAUGUUAGACAAACUGCAAGAUGAGUGAUGGGGAGAAUUAAUCUGAUAUAUAUAUCAAGUAGUUUUGCUCUUAAUACCUAGAUCAUUGCAGGUCUCUUCAGUUAUGAAAACCUACGCAGGCUUGACCAAUCACAUCAGAGCAGUAGCAAAGACGUGACAUGUUCCACAUGUGUCUCUGGUGCUACAUGAAGCGCAUUCACCUCUUCCACAGAGAGCGGAAUAGGUAGUGCCAAGCUAAUGUCUCAAAGUUCAAGUUUCUUGGCUUAAUAAAUUAUAGAUGCGCUAAUAUUCCUGGUGUUAUUUUGGGAUAGAAAUUCCAAAGGUAUAUCAAAAUAGUUUUGUCUGCAUUUCCAAGAAAGGAAAAGUGGUGUAAUCUAAGCUUUGCUCGUCCUUUGCCGUCUGGAUAAAAUAGCAUUGAUGCUUUGAGAUUCGGAACAGUUCGGUUAUUUAGUGAUACGUGACUUGAAACAUUAGGAAAUUGCCGUAAGAAAUGUAUAGGUCAUUCACCUUUAAUUUAUGUCGGCCUGACAUAUCUCAUAGUUUAUCACGAUGGAUAGUCUAGUUAUUCUCUAUAAGCGCCACUAAGUAAUUUAACUAGAUAUUGCACUUUACUGGAUUAGGGUAGCUGAGAGCAGCAGAUUUCUUCUAUGGCAUUUACAUCUUCAAGAAAGGUAUGUGACAGAAAAUUUAUCUUUUCUAGAAUGUAUUUUUUCUAGUCACGGUAAAUUAGUUGUUUUUUACAUAUUUGAAUCUUAAAAUGAUUGAUGUAUGCAAGACCUUUAAGGAACUGAUACCAAACGUCUAUUAACACAUAACAAACCAACGGAAAACCUGAGAAAUGCUAUGUCUUCUUGAAGUUGAACCUGAGUAGUAGAUUGAUCGAUAAACAGACCUAGGGUUUUCUUAAUAAACUUCCUCCAUCAAUGAAUCAAAUAAACGAAUGAAAUAGCAACCUUUUUCGGUUGAACUGUAACGUGCAAUCUUUUAGCUUUGAUAAUUUUUAUUUAGCCACACGAAUGCUGCAGGAGGAGUAAACAGCAUCAAUCUUUUCACAGUAUAUUGCAUCCAAAAGAACAAACUUGAUCCAUUAAUUUGAAAAGCUGCAUUCGCCUGUGGCAGUUACACCAGAGUGGGAGGGAAAUGGGUGUGACCUAUGAUACCACGCCCUCUUUGGUUCAAUUUAGUGCCUUAUAUCAGGUUAAAUUUUCCUUGGACAAAUCUUGAUUAUUGUGAUCUGCACCUACCCAGUACAUUUUUAUUAACUGUAGGAAGAUUUAUGCAGACCAUGGAUCGAUAAAAGUAAUUUUCCCCAUACCACCCCUUGGGGCCGCCACUAUGUCCUGUAUCAUUUUUAAAAGCAUUAGUUCAGUGGCAAGACAAAUCAAAUUUUAUGCCUUAAAAGAUUCUACUGAAUUUUAACAAAUGUGACAUCGAAUGUGAACCAGACGUGCCGUAAACCUUUGCAGGACCCAGAAUUUUCCUAGCCAAUGCAGGAUUCAUUGUAUGGAUUUCUCAACUCUUAGAUUUCUUGGUAAAUCAAGUGUGAAUUUGUAAAUACGAGGUUUGUUUUUUCUUAAUUGAUGUUAAGACAAAAUUUGUGAUAAUUAUUUUAGCUAUGAUUCAUUAUUACUUUAUAUGUAAAAAGAAAUAAGAGAUCAUCGUGAUAACCUCAGCCAUCAUCAAUAUUAUGAACGUCGUUCUUAUUAUGAUCAGCAUGGGAUGCCUAAGAAAUAAAAAAUAAUGUUAGAUUUUAAGUUAGUAGAGGAAAGGGAACAAACUGUUUAUAGAAAACCUUAUGAUUUUAUGCGAUUUCUUCUUCACAUUCAAUAGCCAAGAUAUCGGGUGGCUUUCGAUUUCUAGGUGAAAACAUUCGUCUGUUUUUAGAGCUGAAGUUAUCAAACUGUAUUUAAAGGUUUCUUGUUAUUGUGUGCGGUAUUCUAACCUCUUCUAUUUGGUAGAAAUGUGCUUAUGUAAUGAUUCCGUUGUGGCCUGUAAAAACUCUUACUGACAACGUGCAUAGCGAAUGGUCAAACAAA
Messenger RNA from Rhopilema esculentum, 4685 nucleotides. Its product is annotated as potassium voltage-gated channel subfamily KQT member 5. Gene Ontology annotation, molecular function: voltage-gated potassium channel activity. Gene Ontology annotation, biological process: potassium ion transmembrane transport. The record is from RefSeq and is a predicted model, not a curated record. Lineage: Eukaryota; Metazoa; Cnidaria; Scyphozoa; Rhizostomeae; Rhizostomatidae. Gene Ontology annotation, cellular component: voltage-gated potassium channel complex; membrane.